Messenger RNA from Betta splendens (Siamese fighting fish), 2281 nucleotides. Its product is annotated as THAP domain-containing protein 2-like. NCBI's taxonomy places the organism in Eukaryota, Metazoa, Chordata, Actinopteri, Anabantiformes, Osphronemidae. The transcript is spliced from 5 exons. The record is from RefSeq and is a predicted model, not a curated record. The coding region runs from base 113 to 883 and encodes 256 amino acids.
UUGUGAAGUUGCUACGUAUCAACGAAGAAGAGAAAUAUAGCUUCCGGUUUGUAGGAUACGUCUUCGUCGCCGACAUAUUGCAGCGGUCGAGGCCAGUUAAGGUUUUAAGAAAAUGCCAGACUUUUGUGCUGCGUUUGGGUGUUCUAAUGAAAGAAAUGCCAAAACCAAGGAACAGGGAAUUACAUUUCACAGGUUCCCAAAAGACAAAUUUAAAAGACGAGCCUGGACGACAGCGCUAAGGAGAAGAAACUUUGUGCCCAAUGACCGCUCAGUUGUCUGCAGCUGCCAUUUCAAGACACAAGAUUUCGACAGGACAGGGCAGACGACCCGUUUAAGGGCAGGAGUGAGCCCCUCAGUUUUUACAUUUAGUGAUACGGAGCACCUUAGCAAAGUUCCUUGUGAGCCCAGGACGAGCAGGACCUCACAAAAAGCAGCUGCGGAAAUUCCAGAUUUUCAUAUUCAGCCAUCGAAGGACCUUCAACAGUUGACCUCAGAUCACCAGUAUGCCCUUGAUUCAGUUAAAGUAAAACAGAAACUGAAUGAAGCUCAGGAGAGGUUGGAGGAGUUGCAGCGGGACUUGAGAAAUGCCAAGGAUCGGGAAAGAAGACAUAAGAAGAUAGUUGAAACCCUGUUGGAUGAUUUAAAACGUAGAAAUAUGCUCACAGAGGAACUGCAGCAGAAGCUUGAUUUCCAUUCUGGUGUACAUCAUGAGUCCUGCUGCAGUGCUAAGAUGGAGCUACACGCCACAGUUAAACAAUGUAAACACAAGAGGAUUUGCAAGCUGCCCACAGGUCAAAAGAAAGCAAAUAAACAUCCACACUGCCAAAGUGAAAACGUCUUCGGCACCACAGAUACGGAGAAAGACUCUGGAAAAGAAUGUUGAAUAAACACAGGUCAAAGGCUGUUCUCCAAAAGUUGCUAAAUAUUUCUACCUUCUACAACUGUAAAUUGUGUGUGUGUGUGUGUGUGUGUGUGUGUGUGUGUUAUUACUAAUGUGUAUAGUAAUAUAUACUAUGUGUAUAGUAAUGGUUGAUUAAUGAUCAGAAUGAAUCAUCAAUGACUGUUAUUAAAUCAGUUUGUGGCAUUGAUCCCACCAUCGUUCAGCAACAGGAGGUUUAUCCAGCCCACGCUUCAAGAAUGUGGGCACAGCAAAUGGAUUUGCAAUUUCCAAUGGUAAAUUUACAUGCCUGAUGUGUUUUUGUUCAUCCAGCAUUGCCUAAUAGGCGCCUAACCUGUUCACCUUUUGCAGGUUCUUUACAAUUACUACACAUUUUACCUGGAAGCAAGUAAAUGGUAUAUUUAUCAUAUUCAUGAAGACUUGUGCUUCCAGUAACGUUUCCUCACGAUACCUCAUUUAUAUAAAGCAACAGCUUCACAAUCAUUUAUAUUUUAAACCUCUGCGAUGUUCAGCUUCAGUUUAGGUUUGUUUGAAAAUGUUGCUCUAUUAUUUCGCUGGCACUUUUAUGUGUCAUAAAUGUUAAUGUGUUGCUAAGCAACCCUGCUGCUAAACUGUAUAAACGUUUUUUUCUGUAGUCUGUGACUUAAAAUGAAAGUAAUGUUAUAAUUAAAAGCAAUUAAGGGAAAGUGGUUAUUAAUUUAUACUACAAAAUACAUCUAAAGUACAUUUUUAGGUACAUGUUGUUUAUAUACGUUGUAGUUUUAGUACCACAUUCUCAAGUUAUUAUUGUGGUCCAAUUACUCUGAUAAGCUCGUGACCCUGCAAGAACCACUGCACUGGGUAGAAGGAGCCAACAACAGUUGCCCCCCCCCCUCUGUUUAUGUGGCUGCCUGUGUUCAUUCACAUUGUGCAUAUCUUUUGUUUACUUGCCAAAUUGGUUUCUGUUGAAACUGGUUAUCAGGCAAAGCUAAUGUGUAACAUCCACCUCAGACACCUUCAAAUGGAAUCCAGGAAUGUAAUAUUAUAGUUACUCAAGCUUUCCCAGCUGUCAUUUGGGCGAGAGCUGGGGGUCACAAAUCACUGGUCCUUCACAUGGAAUUGUAUGUGGCUUUUCAAACUACUGUAAUUAAUGUCAUAACUACUUGUCUUCUAUUAUUACAAUUUUAAAUAAAUUUAUUCUAUUUGUUUAGUACAACAUCAUUAGGUCAAUGAGUAAUGAAACACACCCCAUACUUAACUACAUAAUUUACUUCCAGUCUUACAAACUUAUCUAUCUGAGACCAAAGCCUAAAAGUGGGAGAAUAAUAGGCAGUACAGUAUGAAUCCUGCUGUUGUGUAAUGUGUACAUCUGGUUUGAGAGAUAAUAAACUACAUUAGGCUCUU